AUGAGCAAGAAUAAGGGAUCAGCUGGUAUUCGACUACAAUCGGUGGGGUCAUGCACUGAAAAUUACAUAGAAUUUCAGGAUCUGAAACUACAAAGUCUGCAGGAGAAAUCCGAUUAUUUGCCACUGGAAAACUUCAUGUUAAGCACUUGUCCACCAAUGUUUAGAGAUUAUCGAAGCUACGUUUUGAUAAUAUACUGUUUGAAUCAAGUAGAGCUGGUCACAGAUUUGCAGGACUCUACAAAAUGUCGUUACUCAUUGCAAAUAUUCAAAGAUUGCCAACUGAGUUCCUUGGUUCAGAAGGACUUCGUACAUUAUUUCAACUUCAGCAAAAAUAAAGAGAAAGAUGAUGGCGAUGAUAGUGAUAUCACCCUGACUAAUGUAGCCAAUAAUCAUUUAAUAAGGAUGUCUAUUAUUCCCAAAGUCUGCGCCUUCGACAAACACAGCUCCAAAACUUAUAAGUUGAUUUUGGAAUAUGUAAAUCGGUUUGAAACAGUCUUAACCAAGUUUUCCCCGGAAAAGGAUUAUAUUAAGGUAUUUUUUAACUGGCUCAAACUCAUUGAGUCAUUCACGGAACUAAUUUUCCAUGACUUACUGAUCAAGUGGCAACAAUGGUUGGAAUUAACUCAACCAGGUAGCAGGGUUCAACUGAGUAUCCCCAUCGUUUUGAAAGAACUCAUAGGGAAGCUCACACAAAAGUACUUUACUUUUCAAAACUCAAACAACAAUUCGGUCGAUGCAUUCACAACACUAUUACUUGAUAAAAAUUCCUUGAAUCUCCUAGAUCUUUCCAGCGAAGCCCAGAAAUACAAAUUAAAUUUCGGAUUAUGGCUGGACUGCCAGAACGGUAUUUUAAUUUUCACUAAUGGCAUUAUCCGUAUGUCAGAUGAGAUUACGGAUGAACGACUGAAAUCAUUCGUUAAGCCAGCGCAUGUUUUGGUAUUGGAAGAUCAUCCUAGCGAUGAAAUCGUGAAGAAACUAAUGUUUUUCGUUUUUUCUGCAAUAUUGCAUUGUUUUGCUGAUGAGGUUUUGGAAUGUUAA
This is a messenger RNA of Saccharomyces kudriavzevii IFO 1802, 1038 nucleotides long. It is a transcript of the gene NDJ1, whose product is annotated as Ndj1p. Bases 1 to 1038 code for a protein of 345 amino acids. Lineage: Eukaryota; Fungi; Ascomycota; Saccharomycetes; Saccharomycetales; Saccharomycetaceae. The record is from RefSeq and is a predicted model, not a curated record. The transcript has a single exon.